CUCACUCCUCUCACUCCUACCCACCUUCGACUCACACUCGCUGGAUACCUUGUUCCAUCUCUACACUUUCUGUCCGAAUGGCUUCCUUUUUCUCUUCCCUGCUGCAAUGGUUCAGCGGGCUCUUCUUUUCCAAGGCGGCUGAGAUUGCUGUCGUGGGUUUGCAGGCAUCUGGGAAGACUUCCUUCGUGAACGUCUUGGGAUCGGGCCAGUGGAGCGAAGAUGUUGUUCCGACCGUUGCAUUUAAUCUCAGGAAGGUCAGGAAAGGGAACGUCACGCUGAAGAUAUGGGAUGUAGCCGGUCAACCGAGGUACCGGUCAAUAUGGGAACGGUAUUGCAGUGGUGUAGAUGCCGUCGUAUUCGUAGUCGACUCCGUGGAUAAGGAGAAAUUCGAGACAGCCCGUUUCGAGCUCCACCAACUCCUUGCGCAGCCCAGCCUCUCCGGCGUCCCGCUUCUAGUGAUUGGGAACAAGAACGACCUGGAGGGCCAUGCGUCUGUCCAAGAGCUUAUCAAGGCGCUUCAACUAGAUAAGAUUACUACGCGUCCUGUCUCGUGUUAUUCAUGUUCGAUGAAGAGUCAACAUAACCUGGAUAUCGUCUUGCAAUGGUUAGCUGGACGGAGUCACUGAUCUCAUCCUAUCUCGUUCCACAUACAUUACAUACAUGCUAUUGUGUACUCGGAGGACUCUCUUUUGGAUCGCUCUCUGUACUUCUCACCCCUGUUGACCUGUUGCUCACCACUAUUCCUUACGACUCCCUUUAUUCCCUUCGCAUACAAGGGCUUCGUAUGCGUGUACCGUCAAACGCGUAAUCGCAUAUGUAUGCACGCAAGAGAUCCUGAAGCAAUACACAAGUCUCACUUCAACCCGUCAAUCCCUAGUCCGUCUCCAUCCUAUCCCCGCUCCCACUCCCACUUCCCUCGCCCUCGCCCUCCCUCCGCGCCUGGUCCUGCAGCGCCCGCAAGAACGGCUCAACCCCCGUCCCCGCCUCGGCCGGCAGCCCCAGCGUCCGCACCAAGUCGCCGAGCAAGCCCGUCCGUAGCGCCGUGUCGAGGUUCCUCACCGCCGCGCGGAACUGCGGCGACUGCACGACGCGCUCGAGCGUCUCCACCGUCGGGGGCGUGGGCAGGUCCGGCGGGAGGUGCAGGAAGAGCGCCUGCACGAGGUCGGGGCGCGAGGCGAACAAGGGCCGGAGGUUCGCAGGCGUGAGGACGUCCGUGAGGGAGAUGUCGAGCUGCGGCGGCUGCAGCGACUGGGCGAGGGAGGAGCCUGCGCCGUUGUUGGUGCCGAGGGAGGAGAGGAUGGAGUGGAUGCGGGCGAGCUCUUCGGGCGUGGCUUGGGCGGUGCCCGAGGGUUGUGACGCGGCAGCUGCAGAGGUGGACGCGGCGGGGGCGGAGGUCGAGCCCGAGGCCUGGUUGUGGGGGUUGUAGCCCUCGGAGUACCAGAUGGGGACGAUAGUCGGGUCCGCGAGUAGGCGGUUCACGUUUCCGACGAAUUCUUCGUCGCGGCGGCUGUCAGCAUCCUGCAUCCAGAAGAAGUGCCGCUGGUUCGACGAAGAGAACUUGAGGACGUACGUGCGGCCCCAAGCGGACUGCUCGACCUUCUGGAACGUCGCGUCCCCAGGGAACAGGAUGAGGUCCUCCUCAGCGUCGUCCGUCGACCGGUUCUUCCAAAUCAAGUGCAGCAGGCCGUCCUCGCCGUUCUGGAGGAGGAUCGCGCCCUUGGUCGGGUCCGGGUCGACAAAGUUAGUGCUCCCUCGCCGAAAUGCGCGGCCUGCCUUGAAUGCAAUUCGCGUCUCUGCCAUGCUUUGUGGCCGAUGUAACGGGCGUGGUGUGGAUAGGCAGGAAAAGCACAAUAGGUGGAGGAUUACGAGGAGAC
Molecule: messenger RNA, 1874 nt
Organism: Dichomitus squalens LYAD-421 SS1
Lineage: Eukaryota; Fungi; Basidiomycota; Agaricomycetes; Polyporales; Polyporaceae
Product: Arl8a protein
Exons: 16
Coding region: 78-626 (182 amino acids)
Biological process (GO): protein transport
Cellular component (GO): lysosomal membrane
Molecular function (GO): GTP binding; GTPase activity
Source: RefSeq, a predicted model, not a curated record